Messenger RNA from Archocentrus centrarchus (flier cichlid), 3389 nucleotides. RefSeq names its product NLR family CARD domain-containing protein 3-like. The record is from RefSeq and is a predicted model, not a curated record. Gene Ontology annotation, molecular function: protein binding. Bases 1 to 2778 code for a protein of 925 amino acids. The transcript has 9 exons. NCBI's taxonomy places the organism in Eukaryota, Metazoa, Chordata, Actinopteri, Cichliformes, Cichlidae.
AUGGAUCAGUGUGAGGACAGAGAGGAGGGAGUCCCUCCCUCUAAAACCACUCUGUGUGGGGAACAUGAGAGCCAGACCAAAGCUCAAAGGAACCCACCUGGACCUGGACCUGGACCUGGACCCAGCUGUGUGUCCUUAAAGAGUGACCGGUCUAAACGUCGCUUCAUUAAUUUUAAAGGUCAGCGUGCGUCUGCUGCAGAGAGACUGACUCAGGAGGAAGAGGAGGACAGAGCAGAGCCUGCAGGAUCCAGCUGUCCGUCCAUGAGGAGUGACCGGUCCGAAGAUAGCAAUCCAUUCUUCAGUGAUGGACCAACAGAAGAGAGGAAGAGGAGCGAGGUCUGUGUGGAGGAGCGGCCGUCCUGCUGUGCUUCCUGUCAGGACGUCCUGAAGGAUCCGGUCUCUACCAGCUGUGGACACUGGUUCUGCAGACAGUGCAUCUCCUCAUACUGGGACCAGUCUGCUUCAUCAGGAGACUCCUCCUGUCCCCAGUGUGGACAAACAGAUGCUGGUCUGCAGGAGGUUUUAGAGGAACAUAAGAUCAGUUUGAGGAGGAGAUGUGAACGUGUGACUGAAGGAAGUGAUGAAACAGGAAGUGGAACCCUCCUGAACAGGAUCUACACUGAGCUCUACAUCACAGAGGGACAGAGUGAAGAGGUUCAUACCCAACAUGAGGUGAGGCAGCUGGAGACAGCUUCCAAGAAGACCGUCCAUGACAGACCAAUCAGGUGCCACGACAUCUUUAAAGCCUUCCCUGACCAACAGAGACCCAUCAGAGUGGUUCUGACCAACGGCGUCGCUGGUGUUGGAAAAACCUUCUCGGUGCAGAAGUUCAGUCUGGACUGGGCAGAGGGCUUGGAGAACCAACAUGUCAGUGUGGUGAUGCUGCUUUCAUUCAGGGAGCUGAACCUGAUCAGAGAUCAGCAGUACAGUCUUCUGGAGCUGCUCCAUGUUUUCCAUCCAACGUUACAGAAGGUCCCAGCAGAGAAGCUCGCUGUCUGGAAGCUUCUGUUCAUCUUUGACGGCCUGGAUGAAAGCAGACUUUCAUUGGAUUUCACCAACAGGAAGCUCGUGUCUGAUGUCACACAGAAGUCAUCAGUCAGCGAGCUGCUGACAAACCUCAUCGAGGGGGAGCUGCUUCCCUCGGCUCUCGUCUGGAUAACUUCCCGACCUGCAGCAGCCAAUCAGAUCCCUCCUAGAUUUGUGGACAGGCUGACAGAAGUACGAGGCUUCACUGACGCCCAGAAGGAGGAGUACUUCAGGAGGAGAUUCAGUGAUGAAGAGCUGUCCAGCAGAAUCAUCUCCCACAUGAAGACAUCCAGGAGCCUCCACAUCAUGUGCAGCAUCCCAGUCUUCUGCUGGAUCACUGCUACAGUUCUGGAGCACAUGCUGACCACAGAGCAGAGAGGAGAGCUGCCCAAGACCCUGACUGACAUGUACUCACACUUCCUGCUGGUUCAGACAAAGAGGAAGAAGAACAAGUACCAUGAGGGACAUGAGACGAGUCCACGGGAGCUGACGGAGGCUGACAGGGAAGUUCUUCUGAAGCUGGGGAGGCUGGCGUUUAAACAUCUGGAGAAAGGAGACAUCAUGUUCUACCAAGAAGACCUGGAGCAGUGUGGUCUGGAUGUGACAGAGGCCUCGGUGUACUCAGGAGUUUGUACAGAGAUCUUCAAAAGAGAGUGUGUGAUCUUCCAGAAACCGGUCUACUGCUUUGUUCAUCUGAGCAUUCAGGAGUUUCUGGCUGCAGUCUACAUGUUCCACUGUUUCACCAACAGGGAGACGGAGGAGCUGGAGAAGUUCCUGAUGAAUGAUGAUCAUUAUCAUUUUAAUGAUUAUGGGAACAUCUCAUCUCUGGAUGUUUUCCUUCAGAGAGUCAUGGAGAAAUCCCUUGAGAGUGAAAAUGGCCACCUGGACCUGUUUGUUCGCUUCCUUCAUGGCCUCUCUCUGGAGUCCAACCAGAGACUCUUAGGAGGUCUGCUGGGUCAGACAGAGAACAGUCCAGGAACCACCCAGAGAGUCAUCAACAGCCUCAACGAGAUGAACAGUGAUGAAAUCUCUCCUGACAGAAGCAUCAACAUCUUCCACUGUCUGAUGGAGAUGAACGACCUCUCAGUACAUCAGGAGAUCCAGGAGUUCCUGAAGUCAGAGAACAGAUCAGAGAAGAAACUCUCUGAGAUCCAGUGCUCAGCUCUGGCCUUCAUACUGCAGCUGUCAGAGGAGGUUCUGGAUGAGUUGGACCUGAACAAGUACAACACAUCAGAUCAGGGACGACAGAGACUGAUUCCAGCUGUGAGGAACUGCAGAAAGGCUGACAGCUGCACACAGAGACCAGUGUUGUUGGUCCAGCUCAGAAGACGACUUGUUGGAAUGAAGACGAGCUCGGAGUUUGUCUGCUUUAAGAACCGCACUGGGAAAAGAUUGAAGUACUGUGGUUUGUCAGAGAUCAGCUGUGAUUAUCUGGCAGCAGCUCUGAAGUCCAACCCCUCCCAUCUGAGACAGCUGGACCUGAGGGGAAACGAGCUGCAGGAUUCAGGAGUGAAGCAUCUGUGUGGUUUUCUGGAGAGUCCACGAUGUGUUCUUGAAACUCUGAGAUUGAUGAGCUGUGGUUUGUCAAAGAUCAGCUGUGAUUAUCUGGCAGCAGCUCUGAAGUCCAACCCCUCCCAUCUGAUAGAGCUGGACCUGAGGAGAAACAAGCUGCAGGAUCCAGAUGUGAAGCAGCUGUCUGAUCUUAGGGAGAGUCCACACUGCAGACUGGAGGAGCUGGAGUGGAGGAGCUGAUGGUAAACAGGAUGGUGUGUGUGCUGAGAGAGGAGGAGCUGUGUCCUGAUGAUCCAGAGAGGUUGAAGCAGCAGCAGCUUGUGUGCAGAGACGCUCUGACUGGGCCAUGUUACUGGGAGGUGGAGUGGAGAGGAGAGCUUCAUCCAGCAGUGACUGACAGAGGAAUGAGAAGAAGUGCAGAUGACUGUCAGUGCUGCAGAGUGAACUGCUCUGAGAACAGCUCCACUGUCACACACAAUGUAGAGUCCACCAUCAUCCCUGUGUGUCCCUGUGGAUCUGCCAGAGGAUCAUCAGUGGAUCUGGAUGCUCUGCUGCUGCUCUGUCCUUCUACACAGUCUCUGCAGAGUCUCUGUCUGACACUGGCUUCAGCUUUUCAGGCUUCAUUCUGGAUCACAGUCAGGAGAACAUCACCUGGAAAGGCCUCCAACAACAUCUCCAUCAUAGACACAAUGUUUUUAGGACUUACACAUCAGGUUUUGGUGCUUGGAGAUCAAAUAUGUGCCCAUCUAUAAGUUUCAGUGUUUUCCUUAAAGUAGUUUUUCAUCUAUUAGCAGAACAUUAAUAUUGAUACCAACCAUCUGUCUCACCUGCUUCAUUUAUAUAAUGCAGUC